AUGUCGGCCAUUUACAAAGCUCUUCAGCAGAAGCUGACUAAGGAAACGUCAGAACAGACAAAGCACAUCAACCGCCAAAGAGUGCUUGUCAUCUCGUCCAGAGGUGUCACUUACAGACAUCGCCAUUUGAUCCAGGACUUGACCUACUUGAUGCCACAUGCCAGAAAAGAGCCAAAGUUCGAUUCCAAGAAGAACUUGCACCAGCUUAAUGAGGUUGCUGAGCUUUACAACUGUAACAAUAUCUUUUUCUUUGAAGCUAGAAAGCACCAGGACCUCUAUCUCUGGAUCCUGAAGCCUCCUAAUGGACCUACGAUGAAGUUUUUCAUUCAGAACAUGCACACUUUGGACGAGUUGAACUUUACAGGAAACUGUCUUAAAGGCUCGAGGCCGAUUUUGAGUUUCGAUAAGUCGUUCAACGCUCUGCCUCAGUAUGCGUUGAUCAAGGAGAUGUUCAUUCACACUUUUGGUGUUCCUCCUAAGGCUCGUAAGUCCAAGCCAUUCGUGGACCAUGUCAUGACUUUCUCCAUUGUGGAUAACAAGAUUUGGGUGAGAAACUACCAGAUCAGUGAAACUGAGGAACUUAAGGAUAGUGAUGUUGCUAGAGGUGAGGUUGAUGCUGACUCUCUUUCUCUUAUUGAGAUUGGCCCUCGUUUUGUCAUGACCCUUAUUACCAUCUUGGAAGGUUCUUUUGGUGGUCCAAAGAUCUUCGAGAACAAGCAGUACGUCUCGCCUAACGCUGUGAGAGCCCAGGUUAAGCAACAGGCCGCUGAGCAGGCUAGAUCGAGAGCUGUGGCUGCAUUGGACAGAAAGGUCAAGAGAAGAGAUAUGGCCUUGAAGGCUGAUCCUUUGUCCAACGAAGCUUUGUUUAAGUAA
This is a messenger RNA of Candidozyma haemuli, 873 nucleotides long. It is a transcript of the gene CSI2, whose product is annotated as Csi2p. The coding region runs from base 1 to 873 and encodes 290 amino acids. Gene Ontology annotation, biological process: ribosomal large subunit assembly; rRNA processing. Lineage: Eukaryota; Fungi; Ascomycota; Pichiomycetes; Serinales; Metschnikowiaceae. Gene Ontology annotation, molecular function: rRNA binding. The record is from RefSeq and is a predicted model, not a curated record. Gene Ontology annotation, cellular component: nucleolus. The transcript has a single exon.